Messenger RNA from Arachis ipaensis, 792 nucleotides. NCBI's taxonomy places the organism in Eukaryota, Viridiplantae, Streptophyta, Magnoliopsida, Fabales, Fabaceae. The record is from RefSeq and is a predicted model, not a curated record.
AUCAAUGGUGGGAAUCUUAUGGUUGUGGAGCCCCAAAUUUGCAAAAGUUGGCUAUUCGUGUUUUAAGCCAGACUUGUAGCUCUUCAGGUUGUGAGCGUAACUGGAGUAUUUUUGAACACAUUCACUCAAAGAAGAGGAAUCGGUUAGAGCAUCAAAAACUUAAUGAUCUUGUUUAUGUUCAUUACAACUUAAGGUUACAACAAAGGUACUUUUUUUAUUGUUUUAAGUUGAAAGCAUUAUUUUAAAAUCUUAAUCAUCACAUGAGUAACGAAAUAUAUUGAUAACAUAGGAACCAAAUGAGAAACCAAGUUUAUGAUCCAAUUUGUCUUGAUGCAUUUGAGGAUCAUUCGGAAUGGAUACUGGAAGAUUCACCACCAUUUUUAACUCCUGAAGAAAUUGAUGCUUUACGAAAUGAUCUUGCAAAUAUGUCUCUUCAAUCACCUUUAGAUGAUUUAGAUCAAUUGGAUUUGGAAGAUGAUCGGGAUGAAGAUGGAGCUAAUAAUUCUGUGGAAAAUGCAAAUCAAAAUGAAACCAAUCAGGAUGUAGCUCCACAUUUGUCAGAUGAAGAGCAACUUGCCGACUUUGAAAUCACUCCUUGGAUUUAGUUUAUGAAUUGUUAUCCAUAUUGUGUUUAAUUAAGAUACUAAUGUACUAGUACUAACUACUUUCAUGUUUAUCUUUGUAUUAGUUAUAUUUAGACUUUGAAACUUGGUUGUUUUUAAAAUGUUGGUGAAGAACUAACGAUAUGUAUUUUGAAUUUAUUAAUUUUAUGACUAUUUUUAGUAUUUUAUA